Amyelois transitella is the source of this 1832-nucleotide messenger RNA. Its product is annotated as ATP-dependent helicase brm. Bases 218 to 1771 code for a protein of 517 amino acids. The transcript has 4 exons. Gene Ontology annotation, molecular function: zinc ion binding; nucleic acid binding. The record is from RefSeq and is a predicted model, not a curated record. NCBI's taxonomy places the organism in Eukaryota, Metazoa, Arthropoda, Insecta, Lepidoptera, Pyralidae.
UACUAGCAUUGCCUGUGCCUUUAGUUGCUUAACCAAAUACUUGUACUUGGGAAAUUGAUAAAAGCCUAAAAUCACUAAUGUUACAGUCCAAUAUUUUUGGAUUACGACUAAUAAAAUUUCACAAAAAACGUUUGUGCCAAACAUCAUAAGUUUCGGGAGCGCUACGGCUGCAGGGGACCGGUUGAUUCUUUACAUAAAAUUUCAAUGUGUUCUGGAAAUGGUUUGCAAAGAGGACGUGGUAUCAUGGUUUAAAGAAUUGGAAAGCUAUAAACGCAUAGACGCAAUGUGUACAUUGUUAAAUAUGUGCUUACCAUUCGAAUUGCGCUUUAUUGGCACAUACCUAGAGGAGCUCGGUAAGCGGGACUUUCAGGAGUUGCGUGGUGCCGAACUCAGAGCCAACAACCCCACAGAUCUGGCAGCUGACAUAGGAGGUGCAAACACAGAUCCUAGAACGCGACGAAAAAUGGCUUUAUAUGUGUCUUUGUUGCGCUCGUGUAAUUUUGCGUGCGCCACAACGUUGUACAACGCCAUGGUUAGUUUGGAGCACAGUGGUCUCUUGAAAGGUCUUUACGGCGAUCUUUUGGAGGAAAUUCUUCUUCUAUACACAAUGGCAUUGCAUCAUCCAGCCUUCACCUUUGAUCAAAAGUCACAUUUUGGUGAAAUAUUAGAGAAAUUGAAAUUAGAAGACCAGAGAAUACAAUUUCAAGAGCAACCUGAACAUAUGAAUGUUGUACCAGUGAGUGUAUGUCAUACCCAGCCUAGUGUCACCCCCAAUAUGUCUGUCCCACCACCUAGCUUGUCGGGCUUGGGGCCUCCGCCAGGUAUCAUGUUUGUCAAACCCCCUGGGGUGCAGCCUCCAAGUACAGAUUCAGUCCCUGAAUUGCAUUCCCCUCCAGUGUUAACUGGUGCGGGAGGUGUUGUGCCCAUGCUUGGGGAAGUCCAACAUCCCCCACCUGGUCUGCCUAUGCCUCAGUACAAUAUGGGAGAAUACAUGGGACAACAUGCGUGGGCAGGGAAUAUUAUUGUCCCACAACCUUUAGAGGUAUUAAGUUACCCGGUGGCCGGCGGGAACCCUACAGUGCCUGGAGGCCCGUCUUCGCCAUUGGUGUCGCCCGGCGACAGUCGCGCCGGGUCGCCUCGCAGUCGCCGGCGACAGUCGCGCGACCGUUCUUCGCCUUCUGUCCCACCACAUGACCAGGGAUUAGCAAUGCACCUUGCUGGAAACUUUGAAGCCCUAGCUCUUGCCGAGAUGGAAAACGUCGACAGGCUUCAAAGGAGGCACAACAUCGGCGACGAGAGGUUACGCGAGUUAAGUGCUGUGCACCAGUAUCGCUCGCUGGAGAAGCUCAACGGCGUGCGGAAGCGCUCCGGCGCCUUCUGUCCGCCCGCGCGCUCCUCGUCCGAGAGCGGGUCCAGCGCCGCGUCGUCGCCGCCCGGCACGCCCGCGCCGCAACCGCGCCGCGCCACGCCCAGCGCGCCGCCGCCGCCGCUGCCCUUCGUGCCCUACCCGCGCCCCUACUACCCCGGCCCGCCGCCCGCCUACCGCCCGCCUCCGCCGCCCUUCGCCAACGGCGAGCCGCCGCCGUACGGCACGCCGCAGUUCCCCGGCUUCGUGCCCGUGCUGUACGCGCCGCCCAAGCUGUCGUGCUGGAACUGCGGCGCGGCGGGGCACGCGGGCCACGAGUGCAAGGAGCCCAGCAUGGAGGAGAUGACGCGCGCGGGCGGCUACCAGCUGGACUUCGGCGCGCCGCCCGAGCCGGCCGACAAGUAGCGCUCGCGGGCCGCGUCGCCCGCCGCGCCGCGCAGCUAGCGACCGUCGCCACCUCUGUCCA